CCAUAACGAGAAACGUUGCCGUUAUUUUCUGCACUCACCAAUCUGCCAGCAAUACCUCAAUACCUUAGGGUCAAUGGGGGCAGCGCUGUCUACAGGCCGAUCGAUGACGGUCACGCGGCGUCAGGACUCGUUGUCGCGGCUACGGGAGCGUGCGUACUCUCUGCUGCAUCUGUGGGUGCGCUUCUGGAUCUUCGCUACGGGACUGGAGAAGCACGAGCAGCUCGCAUGGCGCAUCGUGCAGCAACUUAAGCACCGUGUAUACCGCACCGCAAACGAGAAACACGCGUUCUUCCACAACCUGGUCAUGACAGUUGUAGAGCUAUGGUUGAGAACGGUGCGAGCGGUGUUGGUGCCCGACGUCUUCGCUCGCUAUCUGUGUGCGACCUUCAUGCUGCACAUAAUCUAUGAACUGCAGUCCAUUGCUCGCCAAGUGUUGGGCAAUACGUGCCUCAGACUCACAGCUAAGGGCCGACGCACAUUGAGACUGCGACAACAGCUGGAGAACGUCAAGACCUUCCAAGAGCGACUGUCAAUUGCUGGGGAGCUGGACAAACUCGAAGGUAAGGACAAGUGGCGAGAAGAUCCUGCGUCCGGACUCUUUCUGUACGAGCGAGUGAUGAAUAAAACGCAGAUGUACAAGAGACUGAAACUGGAAAACGACGUCAUGGGGCUCAUGUUCUCACUAAGAGCUGGGUUACUAAGGAAGCACUGGGGUCUCGGAAAUCCAAGACUUUAUUCAGCUAGCAAUGUGGGAACGAAACACGUGAUCGAGGAGUAUCUGGACACGAUCGUGCAGUCGAUGAACGUCGUGCUGCGUGCUAAAGGGACGGACGAAGAGAACAGCGACGAGUUGUCUAUUGAUAACAAACUAGCGUUCUUCAGUGAGACUCGUCAUGCCUUUGGACGGUCUGCUUUGAUGCUGUCUGGUGGUGGAGCCCAUGGAUUUUAUCAUGCUGGCGUGAUUAAGGCUUUGGUGGAGAACAAUCUGCUGCCUAAUGUCAUUGCUGGUUCGUCGGCUGGGUCGAUUUUGGCAGGAGCGAUCGCUGUUCGGAAUGAUGACGAGGUGUUGGAAUUUUUGUCCGGAGAGAAUGUGAACCUCAAUUUCCUAGGACCAAACAUUACAGAGCAGGACCGAGCUGACUACAUGCCGUCGUUCUUGUCCCCUGCACAAUUACUGCUUCCAAAAGGUGGAUUUGAGUUCGUGCGAGACGCAUUUAUCCUACUUAAUCGGUUCCUGGAUAAGCGCUAUGUAUUGGAUACAAAGACUCUCCGUGACUGCUUACGAAGUGCCAUGGGUGACUACACGUUCCGAGAGGCCUACGACAGGACGGGUCGAAUCAUUAACGUCACGGUAACCCCAUUGAGUGCUGAUGAUUAUCCUCAGUUACUCAACUAUCUUACAGCUCCGAAUGUGAUCAUCUGGUCGGCAUCUUUGGCAUCAUGUGCGAUCCCGAACGUCUUCCGUCCAGUUGAGUUGCUGGCCAAGGAUGAGAAUGGAAAUAUCGUUCCGUACUAUCGUGAGGGGCUGAAGUGGAGUGACGGUAGUGUCGAGUGUGAUCUCCCCAUGGAGCGACUCUCGGAGCUGUUCAACGUGAACCACUUCAUCGUCAGCCAAGUCAAUAUCCACUACAAGAUCGUGUCAGGUCACGCUGCGUUUGGAAAUGGACAAACCGGUAGUCUCAUGAGCUUCCUUAAAAAGCAGAUGAAGGCCUACAUCAAAAACAUCGCAGAGUUCGGCUUGAACACUUCGGUGCUCAAGUUCCUCGACAUUGGACUCGUUCCUUUGAUCACACAGAAGUACGAAGGUGACAUCACCAUCUGUCCCACAGACAAAGUUCCCGCCACGACGUUAUUGCGAACAGUGCUCACCAAUCCAACGCGCGAAACGUAUCCUGAACUUUUACUUGCUGGUGAACGAGCGUGUUGGCCAGCAAUUGCACGGAUCCGCACAAUGUGUCGUGUGGAGUUCGCGUUAGAACGUGCAGUGCGGUACUUGCGUGGUGAACAAGCUCUUGAAGACGAGCGACGCAGCGGACGCAAGGCAAUUGGUCGUGUGCCGUCGUUCUACACUUCUCCGAGCUCAAUGAACCUGUCCAACCUGGAUCAGUCCCCACCAACCAUCCAGGGAAAACGCACUAGACACGGCAGUCUGGAGGAAAUGGGUACCCCGGCUGCCAACCCCAUGCGACGGAACAGAUCCAUGAACAUCGCAGGCGCCGUCAUCUCGAUAGAUGGAGGUGCUAAUGCCUCCGACUUCAGCCACUUGGAUCUGUAAAGCACUGUUACAUGUUAUUGAUUUCAAUUCCUUUUUUACCAUUUACUAGGGUCCCCAACAACUGAAGUCAGAGCGUCGAAGAAAUUUGACACUGG
Messenger RNA from Phytophthora nicotianae INRA-310, 2370 nucleotides. RefSeq lists its product as hypothetical. Gene Ontology annotation, molecular function: triacylglycerol lipase activity. Lineage: Eukaryota; Oomycota; Peronosporomycetes; Peronosporales; Peronosporaceae. Gene Ontology annotation, biological process: lipid metabolic process. Bases 74 to 2275 code for a protein of 733 amino acids. The record is from RefSeq and is a predicted model, not a curated record. The transcript is spliced from 2 exons.